Messenger RNA from Equus caballus (horse), 4461 nucleotides. It is a transcript of the gene HOMER1, whose product is annotated as homer scaffold protein 1. Gene Ontology annotation, biological process: regulation of store-operated calcium entry; G protein-coupled glutamate receptor signaling pathway. The record is from RefSeq and is a predicted model, not a curated record. Gene Ontology annotation, cellular component: plasma membrane; cytoplasm; postsynaptic density. Gene Ontology annotation, molecular function: G protein-coupled glutamate receptor binding. NCBI's taxonomy places the organism in Eukaryota, Metazoa, Chordata, Mammalia, Perissodactyla, Equidae.
AGUUUUUAUGUAACUAAGUAGUCCUGUGUUUAAAUGCCUGUUUGCUGAUUUUUGGCUUGUUAUUUGUACUUGUUUUAUAUUUUAGGCAAUAAUUAAUAGCACCAUCACCCCAAACAUGACAUUUACUAAAACAUCUCAGAAGUUUGGCCAGUGGGCUGAUAGUCGGGCAAACACUGUUUAUGGCCUGGGAUUCUCCUCUGAGCAUCAUCUUUCGAAAUUUGCAGAAAAGUUUCAGGAAUUUAAGGAAGCUGCUCGACUCGCAAAAGAGAAAUCACAAGAAAAGAUGGAACUUACCAGUACCCCUUCACAGGAAUCAGCAGGUGGGGAUCUUCAGUCACCUUUAACACCAGAAAGUAUCAAUGGGACGGAUGAUGAAAGAACACCUGAUGUGACACAGAACUCAGAGCCAAGGGCUGAACCAACUCAGAAUGCGUUGCCAUUUUCACAUAGGUACAGAUUCAAUUCAACCAUCAUGAUUAAGGAACAGCCCAUCUUCAGCACUCGAGCUCAUGUCUUCCAGAUCGACCCCAACACAAAGAAGAACUGGGUGCCCACCAGCAAGCAUGCAGUUACUGUGUCUUAUUUCUAUGACAGCACAAGAAAUGUGUACAGGAUAAUCAGUUUAGAUGGCUCAAAGGCAAUAAUUAAUAGCACCAUCACCCCAAACAUGACAUUUACUAAAACAUCUCAGAAGUUUGGCCAGUGGGCUGAUAGUCGGGCAAACACUGUUUAUGGCCUGGGAUUCUCCUCUGAGCAUCAUCUUUCGAAAUUUGCAGAAAAGUUUCAGGAAUUUAAGGAAGCUGCUCGACUCGCAAAAGAGAAAUCACAAGAAAAGAUGGAACUUACCAGUACCCCUUCACAGGAAUCAGCAGGUGGGGAUCUUCAGUCACCUUUAACACCAGAAAGUAUCAAUGGGACGGAUGAUGAAAGAACACCUGAUGUGACACAGAACUCAGAGCCAAGGGCUGAACCAACUCAGAAUGCGUUGCCAUUUUCACAUAGGUACAGAUUCAAUUCAACCAUCAUGAUUAAUUCAGCAAUCAGCAAACACUGGGAGGCUGAACUGGCCACCCUCAAAGGAAAUAAUGCCAAGCUCACUGCAGCCCUGUUGGAGUCCACUGCCAACGUGAAACAAUGGAAGCAGCAACUCGCUGCAUAUCAAGAGGAAGCAGAACGUCUGCACAAGCGGGUGACCGAGCUUGAAUGUGUUAGUAGCCAAGCAAAUGCAGUGCACACCCAUAACUCUGAAGUAAAUCAGACGAUACAGGAACUGGAAGAGACGCUGAAAGUGAAGGAGGAGGAAAUAGAAAGAUUAAAACGAGAAAUUGAUAAUGCCAGAGAGCUGCAGGAGCAGCGGGACUCCCUGACUCAGAAACUGCAGGAAGUAGAAAUUCGGAACAAAGACCUGGAGGGACAACUGUCUGACUUAGAGCAACGUCUGGAGAAAAGUCAGAAUGAACAAGAAGCUUUUCGCAAUAACCUGAAGACACUCCUAGAAAUUCUUGAUGGAAAAAUAUUUGAACUAACAGAAUUACGAGAUAACUUGGCCAAGCUACUAGAAUGCAGCUAAGGAAAGUGAAAUUUCAGUGCCAAUUGAUUAAAAAAAUACACUGUCUCUCUUCAUAGGACUGUUUGGGCUCUGCAUCAAGAUUGCACAAAAAAUUUGAAUAUCACUCCUCCAGGAAGAGGAUCUUUUGAAAAUUGGAAUUGUAUAUUUCAGUGUAAAUUUUAGAAUUCAGCUUGUAGCUAGUUGGGGAAAAAAGAGAUGAAAAACUUGAACUACAAAUUACCUCCAUGUAUAUUAUUGGCCAUAGUUAACUAGAAAGUUAUAAAUAGACACUUAAUGCAAUCUUUUUUUCCGAUAUUAGCCAAUGGGAGAAUUAACAAUGUCUGGGUCACAUCCCCUUUUUGUGUUCAACACAGUGAAGGUUAUCUGCUUUUUAAAUUAAUUUAUUUACGAUAUCUAAAGCUGUGUUUUGUGCAAAAACUUAGUGAUGAAAGCCCUGUCUUUUGUUGUAAUCUGAAUAAUUUCUCAGGAUAUUUUUGCACUGCCGAGAAGCAGUGCCAUUACCAGUUAAUUCUUGCCAGGAGUGAGAGAGCUGCAUCUUUCAUUGAAACAUACUUGCUAUGAUUGGGUGUAUAGAGUUCUUCCCUUCUUUACACUGGAAGAGAUUUCACUCUGCUGACCACGCUGGUACACUCUGAUGGUCUCUAACCUUGUCCGCUGUGGAGUUUACUUUUCCAUGUUGAUUCCAUGUAUUUAUGAGAAGAUGUUGUCUCCCAUUUUAUUACACAUUUUAAAGCCAACUAACGAAGGCAGCUGAGUCCCUCAGAAAUUUUUCUUUUUAAAUUUCUAAUAAAUUUGACACACAGUACUGAAAUAUAGCAGCCGUCACUGACGGUCUGGUCUAGCAAUGUUAAGUCUAUUUACAGAAUAUGCAGUUACAUUGAUUUAUAUAUUUUGCAAGAAAUCUUUUCUGAAUGAUCAAUGCAUUUCAAUUUACAAAUAAUAAUGGUUAUUGGGGAACUGUCUAUUAUAGAUCAUUUUAAGGUGUAUAGCUAUUUUAAAGGGGACCCAUUUCCAUCAAACAGCCGAUCAGAGGACUAUUGGGAUUGGAGCUGUGUACUCUGUCUGGGUCUUCACGUCAGCCACAUCUCUAGUCAAACCUCACAAGGCAAUAUUCUGAACUGUUAACUAGGCAUUUCAAAACAGGAAUUCAAUUCAAUAGGCUCUUCUCAGUAAACAGGUUUUAAUGUUGUUUUGAUGUAAUUUUAAAGGACUUUCGGCAAACAUGCAUUUCUUUAUAUAUUUCUUUUAAGAAGCUAUUUUAAAAGUAAGCCAAGUGCUGUCUAGUCUGCAUAUGGAGUAGGAACUGCAUCAGAGUCCAUAUAUUCUUGCUGUGCGAUGCCUGUGAUGCUGAGGGAGUGUUCUUUCUCAAAGUGUUUGCUUGAGUGUCUGACUCGAGGAAGUCUGCAAAUGCACUGACUCUGUUUGUACCCCAAAAAGAUUGAAUUGUUCAAUACAGAAUUAAGGUAAUUAAUCAAUUUGUAACCAUUUUUUCACUCACAAACAGCUACUCAACACUAAACAGUUGUUUUAUAAAUGUAUGUGUAUGUAUGUAAAUACAUACAUAUUAAUUUAUAUUAGAGUGAAAAAUAAAUGGUUUGUUUCUAAAGUUAGUUUCUAAAGUGAGUUUUCAGGUGUCUCUGAAAAGUUUAUAUCAGACCCUUUAUUAUCGUGUAUUAUGUGUGCUAUAACAUCAUAUGAGUUACCUCCAUCUAGUUUAGGAUAUCUUCCUCCCCUGUUUCUUACAGGGAAGAUAAUUUAGGUACACAGGCUCAGAGCUGAGAGGUCUCUCUGAUAGAUCAGGUACUACAAUUUAUUGGAUUGAUGAAAUUAGGUAGAUGUGCUUUUAUCCAUCAGUUUCUGAGUGACAGAGAGCACCAGAUUUUAAUUUAAAUAGGGAUUUAACACUAGGGAUCAGGGAAUUUAGUUUUGAAGAGUUAAAAAUAAAAAAAAAAAGUAUAAACUGUUGAAAUGGUAAGUGAAUUAUUUUAAUGAUGUGAUAAGAUAUUUUUAAAUUUUGACAUAGUUGUCAUUUAAUGGGAAAAUAACUCACCAAAAUGUCUCCACUUGAAUUGUAUUGAUAUGUGAGACAUGUGUGUAAUUCAAUAUAUACAUAUACCCAUAUGUAUAUACAGAAAAUUAUUUUUAAUAUUUUGCUACUGCUAUGAAAUUUAAAAUUGGAAAUUUUGUGAGUUUUUUCCUUGUGCAAUAGAGCCUAGAUUUUUCUUUUUUUAGUGAUUUAACAAUUUCUUGAGGGCUGCACCUUUAAAUUCCCAGAUUGUCAUUAGACGUGUACAGUAUAUGGGAGAAGGUGGACACAAGUGCACAUAUAAAUAAAAUCUUCUUACUGACUAUUUUAAACAUUCAUUUACAGUAGGAGAGUAUCUCAAGUCGUCAUCUACAAGUCAUAAUUAGGUCAUGUGCCUACUGUAGUUUUCUCCAUUUCUGUAUUAUAUAAAUAAAAGUUUGCAUAAUAAAAUUUGAUUUUUCCCAGAGACAGGUAUUAUAUAAUGUAUCUAUAUUUAGAUCAAACUGUGGUAAUAUAUUUAUCAUAAAAUCACACGGGGAACUAUAGCCUGAACAUGUGGACUUGAAGUGACACAAAAAAGGAAAGCAGAGAUUGAUCCCAUUGUGUAUAAGUUAUUCUAUGAUAACUAUGAAUUCUUGUACAAAAAGCAACUGAAAAAAAAAGAAAAACAAAUACAGUUUUUAUUUUGAAAUACAUUUGUUGUUCUCUGGAGAAUGUACUUUAUCUUUUUCCCUCAGUCUUUUACAGAUAUUUAAAAGCAUUAAGUGAUGGCAGCAUUUACUUAAAUCUUACAGGUGCUACUGGAUUUUGCAUUAGUGUGUUAUGUUGUGAAAUCCUAACUUUGACAUAAAAGGUUUUAUAAAUA